Molecule: messenger RNA, 2259 nt
Organism: Anopheles funestus (African malaria mosquito)
Lineage: Eukaryota; Metazoa; Arthropoda; Insecta; Diptera; Culicidae
Exons: 4
Coding region: 405-1319 (304 amino acids)
Source: RefSeq, a predicted model, not a curated record
UCAAAACGCCGCCCACGGAUAAUCGAAUAUGCAAGUAAAAUCGAGUUAAAACACUUUUUCAAAAACAAUCUUUUCUGAUAGGACGUGUUUCAUCACUAAAUGAGAAUAAUAAGGGAAUUUGUACUUGUAUUAUUAUACAGCACCACCAUUAUAAUAAAAGUCCAGCUAUUAUUUUGGAAUUAAAAUUAAUCAUUUUACCCACCAUCGAAAAUUCGAAAGACAUACUGCCCGGUGAUAAAUCGACUACUAUUCUUUUUGCUUUUCAUUCUACGAACUGUCAUAUAGCGUCUAUCGAUGUUUACAAAUGUUGUUUAUUCUACAUGAAAACAGGGAAAGCAGUUUGAUAGUACCAGAUACAAUCGACUCGGAAAAUUUGCAGGAACUCGUUAUCACGCAGAGCAAAAAUGGAGCGGCAGAGCGAUGAAAGUGGAACUGCUUCUCAAAAUAAGCUGGUGAAGCCAAGCCAUCCGGACGAAAUCGAGUACGACAGUGAGGAUGUAAUGAUUGAGUUUAUCAAAGUGGAAUGUGGCAGGAAUGCCGAUACAGACCCAUUCAUUAGUAAUAUUGACAUUCAAGACAGUGAGAUAUUGGAUGAGCAAGUGCUUCAGAAAGUGAAAGAGCCUACAAAGAAGCAUAAACCAUUUCAUAAAACAAAACUCAAUACGCUGAGAAGAUAUGGUACAGUACAAGCAGCAAGGGAUCCAUCGAUACCGCCAGCAUUAAAAACAAAACCAAUAACACAAGAACCGCCAACCACUUUCAUCGAAGCAGCAACAGCAAACCAAUCAGCUACAAGUUUACUCGUAAGGACGGAACAAAGGCUUAACAAUCUAGAAACUAGCCUGUUAGAAAUUAAUGGUAAAUUAGAUUUACUUGGUGAUCAAUUUCAAUCGAUAUUGGAAAGCAUAACUGCACUACCGAAACAGAAACGUACAUGUAUUGAUAUAGGUUUUGAAAAAAUCGACAGUUUAGAACGAUUGGAAGCGUUUAACGAAGAUCUUUCCCAACCGGAAUAUGAAGAAAAGAUGAUGCAGUGGCUGGAGGGAAAUAUAGUUGAGGAAAGAAGCGAUUACCGUAUGACCGAUGCAAUGGAUAUGUUAUUUACACGCAAGUUUUUAACUCUAUGCAGCUGGACCGGAAUCGGUAAGGGCACGCAAAAGAUAGCAAUGAUGCAAAUGACUAACGUCACGAAAUUGUUCCAACGCAUAGGAACGACAUUAACUGUCGUAGUUAACCAGAAACGUGUUGCCUUCUUUUUCAUGAAAAAGCUGAAAAAUGCUUAUAAGCGAGCACUGGCUAAAGGUGUUCGAAGCCCGUGAAGUUUCAUCCUCUUGUUUGGGAUGUUAAUUAUUAGAAUUAUGUUCAGGAAUUUUUUUUUCACAGAAACAGGUCAAUCUAUUAAAGAAACCGCUGUUAGUCGCACCUGUCAACCAGUGUCAGUCAGUAAAGAUGAAUACGGAAUUAGUAUGACUUACAAUAACAUGUUUUGAGCAAAAUUAUCCUAAAAUCGUAUGUAGUUUUUCCAUACAGGUAACCCAACGAUCGUUAGAAAUCAUUCAUCCAUAUUUUAGUUUAUCAUCAUGUGUUAGAGAGAAACUGUCUAUACUCAUUUGAUCACAGUUUAUGGUUUGCUUUAUUAAUACAUCAACACCAUCAUGUAUAUGGAUCAUCCGAGUCCUCCCGUUCUUCUUCGUUGGAGUAUUUUUCAUCGAUAACAACAGUAGAAGAUAAAUAACCUAUGGGAUCUUUCUCUGCAUUUGGCAAUUUUUGUAACUCAUUCAAACAAUUAAGUAGUAUCGCUUCAAUUUGGUUAAAAUCACUCGCACACUUUUUAGAUAAUACAACACUCAAAUGAUUUAGCAAUCCACUGUACGGCGAAGCUUCAGUUUGGGCUAUUUUGUCAGUAAUUUUUGAUAAAUUUUCAAAUGUUCUUAUAAUAAACGGUUGUAUUUUACUGCUACUAGAAGUAGCUGGCAUUCUCCGCAUGACUUUUGGCGAAGAACUUAAAGUGGAUUCCAUGUAACGUCGCUUGCAAACGCGUGUGCUAGGUUUAACAACCGAUGGGUGGGACACUGAGUUGGGUACGAUCCGUUUUACGGUUAUUGGUGUGGACAAGCGUUGGCUGACUGCAACCGGAGAUUGCAUGUGUUGUUUUACUGCGAUCUUUGUGGGCACAGGUUGUUUUAUCGUUACUGUAUGGGGUUGUUUUACUACCGGCUAAAAUAAAAUAAAUGGUUUGUAGAACGUACUAAAAUAGAA